This is a messenger RNA of Ascochyta rabiei, 1566 nucleotides long. RefSeq lists its product as uncharacterized. Bases 1 to 1566 code for a protein of 521 amino acids. The record is from RefSeq and is a predicted model, not a curated record. Gene Ontology annotation, molecular function: monooxygenase activity; iron ion binding; heme binding. The transcript has 2 exons. NCBI's taxonomy places the organism in Eukaryota, Fungi, Ascomycota, Dothideomycetes, Pleosporales, Didymellaceae.
AUGUCGCUGAAAGAAGUAAUCCUCAGCAGUAUUUCCGGUUACGAGUUGGGCAUAUUGACCGUUACGGCGAUAACACUGCUCAUUCUGUAUCUUGGAGGCAAUGUGAUAUAUCAACUCUAUUUCAGCCCUUUGUCAAUCUUUCCUGGUCCAAAACUAGCCGCUGCAACACUGUGGUACGAGAUCUACUACGAUGUAUUCAAAUGGGGUCGAUAUUAUAUCAAGGUCAGAGAAAUGCAUGAACGGUAUGGUCCAAUCGUUCGUAUCAACCCCUUCGAGCUCCAUGUGUCUGACCCAGACUUCAUUGACACGCUUUACACUCGUUCCGCGCCUCGCGAUAAACACAGCUACAUGACAGGCCAGUUCGGCAAUCCUCUCGUCACCUUCUCCACAGACGGUCACUCCCACCACCGCAUUCGUCGCGCAGCCCUCAACCCCUUCUUUUCCAAACAGCGCGUGCUGGGUUUGCAAGAUCUGAUUUGGACGCACGUCGACAAGCUUUGCGCUCGCUUCGAAGAGUUCAAACAAUCUGGACGCCCGCUUCCCACAGGCCCAGCAUUCGGAUGUUUAACGGCUGAUGUGAUUAUCGAGUACUCCAUGGGCCACAAGCAGAAUGCGCUUGAUGAUCCGGCCUUUGCACCUUUGUUCACCCAAGCGGUCAAGAAGUUUGCUUCCAUGAGCGUGUUUACCAAGCACAUGCCGUGGUUGCACACUGUCAUGCGUGGACUCCCGCAACACUGGAUUGCGAACAUGAGUCCCGAGUACGGUGCUAUGCUAGCAUUUCGGGCGCUGAACAACCAGCGUGUGAAAGAGGUGUUCAUGAGGAACGGAAACAAGAACGAAGACGGUGGGGGCAAUGGCAACGAGAUUAAAGACCACCCAACCGUCUUUCAUGAGCUGCUCAACAGCGACCUCCCACCCUCAGAAAGGUCACUGGAGCGACUUAGCCAAGAGAGCCAGCUCAUCGUCGGCGCAGCCCUAGACACAACCGCCCACGCUCUAAACACAACCCUUUUCCACCUCCUCGCCAACCCCCAAAAACUGCAAAAACUGAAAGCGGAGUUGAAAACUGCAAUCCCCAGCCCACACAUCCGCACCCCCCUCACCAAGCUAGAAAACCUCCCCUACCUCUCCGCCUGCAUAUCAGAAGGCCUCCGCCUCUCGCAUGGCAUAUCAACCCGCAACGCGCGCCUGGCCCACACACCCAUGCAAUACGGUCCUUACACUAUCCCCGCAUUCACCCCCGUCGGAAUGUCAGCGCCACUAACACACCACAACGAGACGCUCUUCCCGUCCUCCCAUUCCUUCAUCCCCGAGCGCUGGAUCGGCGGGAAGGCGCCAGAUGGGCGGCCGUUGGAAAAGUAUUUGAUGGCGUUUGGACGCGGUGCGAGGCAGUGCGCGGGCAUCAAUCUCGCGCGGGCCGAAAUGUACGUUGUGCUUGCGGCGCUGGUGAAGAGGUUUGAACUAGAGGUGUGGGAGUCGUCGAGGAGUGAUGUCGAUAUGCAGCAUGACUUGUUUCUGCCGCAGGCGGAGUUGGGGAGCCGCGGGGUGUGGGUGUUGGUUAGAUGA